Molecule: messenger RNA, 2818 nt
Organism: Physcomitrium patens
Lineage: Eukaryota; Viridiplantae; Streptophyta; Bryopsida; Funariales; Funariaceae
Biological process (GO): cleavage in ITS2 between 5.8S rRNA and LSU-rRNA of tricistronic rRNA transcript (SSU-rRNA, 5.8S rRNA, LSU-rRNA)
Cellular component (GO): nucleus
Molecular function (GO): polynucleotide 5'-hydroxyl-kinase activity
Source: RefSeq, a predicted model, not a curated record
UUAAGGUCGCAUUGUUCUGAUUCUGGGAGAAGCAGCCCGCUACCACAGCUGCAAGCACCAGCAGUUUUUUUUUGAUGUACGUCACUGGGAAUUUCAACCUCGCGUUACGUAGACAUGUCCCUAUCUCGCAUUCUUUAGUAAUUCGCAACGUGCCUUACUAUCUCGGAAAAUUAGGGUUUUUUCGGGGAACUUGAUUUUUCUUCUGGAGUUAGGCUGGUGUUCGAGUGUUCAUUGCUUAGAUCAUGACAUUGGGUGUUGGGGAUUCUAUUAGAAUUCGAAAGGAGACUUCCUCUGGUUUUUCGUGACUUGGAGUAUGCGUGAAAGUUUGUUUAGCGGGUGCGAGCUGUAGCUCGAGGACAUAAGAGCUUUCGACAUCAUGAGAGGGAUUUUAUUGAAGGGGUUUUUUAGGUGCAAAGCUCUCAGUUCCACAUCUAGUGCCCGGACUCGUAAACGCAAAACAGUGUUUCCACUACCGCAAGUGAAGCGUUGGAAAUUAACCCACUCGUCCAAUUUUGUUGAAAGUGUUGAAGAUUGUUCUAGUAAAGAAAAUGUUGUUUUGGAAGAGGAUGUGCGAAGCGAGGAGAACGCUGGUGUUUGUGAAGGAGCCAAGCGUGCGGACAAAAUAUGGGGGCUUUCUGAAAACUCUAUCAGACACAAUGACGAUGCAUUAGUUUCAAGUGGAUCUCCAGGCGAAGAGAAUUUUAGUUUGUACCCAUCUGUGGCUUAUGAGGGCAAUGUAGCCACGGUUAAGCUUGGAGUUGGCCAGAUGGUCAUUUUGGAUGGAUGUGCUAUGGUGCAAGUUGUAGAAGGGCAGGCGUCUAUGCUGGGUUACUCUUUACCCCGUGGUGUAGACAUCCUUGUGUGCUCAAGCUCCAAACUUGCUGAAGUCAUUACUUUUGAAGCUCGGAUACAAGUGGGAGAUAUUAACAUGACAGAAGAAAUAAAGGAAAUUGAAAAACCUUCAAGCUUGGGUUGCGAGUUAAGAUUUGCCUCUCAUGGACUUGGUAAACAAGAAUCGACAAGUGAAGCAGUUUCUGGAAGUAGUUUAUCCUUUAAACUGGGAUUUGCUGGACUACUGGAUUCUUCGCCUGGAAUGAAAGGGGAACAAAAUUUUGUAGAAAAAAUAAAUCAAGAACCAGAUUCCCGUGACAUGAAUGAAUCUGAGAGCGAUGACGACGACCUUGCUUUAAAUUCUGAAGCAAGUUAUUCAGAGAGUGAAGACGAAGACGACAGAGAUGAUCAGGUUGAGGUACCUUUGGAAGGUUUAGAUAUGGCUGCUGAUACAGAAACUGUUGGGAAGCGCAAAGGUGGUGGACUGAACUCUUCUAAUGUGAAGAGGCAAAGGGUAGUGGAGGCAUUGGAUAGGGACUCUUCUGCAACGUCUAUACCACGCGAUUGGAAGGACGCUGUUGAAACUAUCACACUUGGAUCUAAUUUUCCGAUUGUUGCUAUUUGCGGUGCGAAGAAUGUUGGAAAGUCUACAUUUGCUCGGUUCCUCGUGAACUCACUUCUUAACAGGUAUAAAGAGGUUGCAUACCUAGAUACAGACGUUGGACAACCAGAAUUCACCGCGCCUGGGUGUAUAUCGCUGCAUAUUCUCGACACCCCAGUUGUUGGUCCACCAGCAAUGCACCUUCGGACACCCGAGAGGUGCUUCUUCUAUGGAGACGUUUCUCCCAAAAGUAACCCGAUGAUGUAUAUCGAACAUGUAGCUGAACUUUUCAAUUGUUUUCUUCAAAAAUAUACCCUCAACUCCAUUUCUACAAUCCCACUCGUCAUCAAUACGCAUGGAUGGGUAAAAGGUAUUGGUUAUGAUGUUAUUGUCGACAUCUUGAAUUCUACCGUUCCAACACAUGUUGUGCAAGUGUUAGCCUCCUCAAAAAAAAGGAACCUACCACGCAACAAGUUUUGGGAUGAGUCGAGUAUGGCUGAAACCGUCUAUGUAGAAAGCGCAGUGGAGAAACUAAAAACGCAAAGAACUGCAAGAUCAGCGCAUCAUCUACGAGCAGCCAGAUUGCUCGCGUAUUUCCAACAGUGUUUUGGUGAAAACUCAGCACCAUUUCCUUACAAGGAAGUCAAGCUCUUCGCACAGACUGCUAUGUCCCUUGUGAGAGAUACUCCAUACGAAGUUCCAUUUACAGCCCUUAAAAUCAAACAUCUUCAUUCUGAGGUACCACCAGCAGAGAGUUUUCGUUGUGUCAAUGCAUGUAUUGUGGGUCUGGGAGUUACCUCUGUUGGUAGGGAUAUUCAAGACAAGAAUGACCGGAGUAGGUCAUCUCUGCCGCUGUGUUUGGGCCUGGGAAUUGUGAAAGCAGUGGAUGUGACGAGAGGCGUCUUUUACAUAAGUACACCUGUCCCUCAAGAACAGCUCAAGCAGGUUGAUAUAUUGCUUCAGGGGCGUGUUGAGAUUCCAGUUCCACUUUUGAUGGCUAAAGGAUACUUAUGCCCCUAUUUGAAAGAAAGAUCACAGCUUGUGGAAGGAGUCGGUGCAGGAGUAAUGAAAAGUACCAGGAAGCCAAGUGCGAAAGAAGCUCUAUGAAGCUCAUGUGGACUCUAUUUGAUUCGCAGUUGUCUGCAACAUUCAUCACACUUUCGUAUAUGCUACAUCAUCACAGCUUGCGAUUUUAUUUUAUUUCGCUCAUUAGUCUCAACAGUUUUCUGGAUGGAGUUGAAACUCCGCUAAGACGUGAUCAGCUGCGAAGCGGCAAAGAUAAACUUUUUGACCACACAUUCUGGAUCUUGGCACUGCUCAUCAGAAUUAUGUCCCUGUUUGGUGUGAUAUAAAUUUUUUUAAUGCAUGGUGUAUUCCUUGGAUUAA